Molecule: messenger RNA, 3832 nt
Organism: Gigantopelta aegis
Lineage: Eukaryota; Metazoa; Mollusca; Gastropoda; Neomphalida; Peltospiridae
Product: proton-coupled folate transporter-like
Exons: 4
Coding region: 183-1748 (521 amino acids)
Biological process (GO): transmembrane transport
Cellular component (GO): membrane
Molecular function (GO): transmembrane transporter activity
Source: RefSeq, a predicted model, not a curated record
CACACCAAUGAUCAAUUCAAAACCAAGUGAAUGAGUCAUAUUGAUGGGUAAAAGGUUGACAGUCACACUUGUUUCAUUGUUUCUGUAACUCACAAUAGAAACACCAUGUUGGUAUUUUAAGACUGUAGCUGUCGUAACAAACAAAAAAGAAAAGGAAACGUAAUUUUGUUCACAACUUCAACAUGGCGCAACAACAAUCCUCACCAUCACAUAACGAGCAGACGACAUUUUCGCAAAAGAUGGUCAGCUGUGUGGGGAAAGUUCAGCCUUAUUUCGUAGAUGUUGCCUUGUUCUGUUUCUUUCUGGCCCGGCACAUGUCUCUGCCGUUGUUUCAAGAGUAUGUGCAAUUACAGAUCCAUAAACAGCGCCAUCUAAACCUGGAAGAUUUGGGUAAACCAGGAAAUCACAGUAAAGUUUGGCAUGAUGCACAACAUGAAAGUGCUCUAGUCGUCAUCGGUCUUCAGAUAGCGGAGGGUUUACCUGCAAUAAUUACUGUUAUAAUACUUGGUGCUCUGAGUGACAGAACUGGACGACGCAAGAUUCUUCUCUGGUUACCCUCGUUAGGAAGUGUGGCAUAUUCCUUAAUCUAUAUUUUAAUCAUGUACACUGGGUGGAAUAUUGAUGGACUAUUUAUGGCAUCGGCUUUAAGAGGAGUUAGUGGGAGUAUGACUGCAUUUUUGGCUGGUGCAACAUAUUAUGCAAUAAACACGGUGAAACCACACAAGCGAGCUUCUCGACUGGCCAUUCAGGAAAUGUUGAAUGGUGGGGCCUUUGCCCUUGGUAACAUUAUGGUUGGAUUUUGGGUGAAAACAAGUGGAUUUUUGCAACCAUUUUGGUUCACACUGAUUUGUAGUAUAAUUGCGUUCUUAAUUUCGUUUUUUCUAGUAGAGGAACUUAAAAUGGAUGAUUCAGAUAUGCCACGACAUCCGAGAACAGGCAAUUUCUUUAGAGACACAUUUUCUCCUCUUGCAAAAUUCUUUAAAUGUUGCUCAAACCGUGGAUUGUUAAAAAUAUGGUUGGCUGUAUUGGCAUUUCAGUCGUAUGCAUUUGUCCAUAUAGGGCAAGAAAAUACAUUAGUACUCUACUUAAGCAGUCAGUCAUAUUUAUACUCCUGGAACACAGGUGGUUCAAUAACUGGACCAGGACCAUAUGCCAAGAUUGGUGUCUUUUUGGCUGUCAUAAUGCUCGUUGCUGCAAUUGCUGUAGCAUUAUCACCACCUUUGUUGAAGCACUUUUUAACAGAAAGCAGCAUUGCAUUUAUUGGAUAUUUUUCUAAAGCACUGGGAACAUUGUGGAUUGCUGUUGUGCAAGAUGAAACCAUACUAUAUUUUGCUAUCCUGUUACUGGCAUUUGAACUGUUGCCAUUUCCGAUGAUGAGAUCAGUGGUAUCAAGAGGAGUGCCACAAUCACAGCAAGGUUCGCUGUUUGCACUCAUGCACUGUGGUGAGAGUAUCAUCUACUUUUUGGCACCGUUUUCGUUCACGGCUAUAUAUGCAUCGUCAUUGCAUUAUUACGGCGGCUUCGUUUUCAUCAUUUCAAUUCUCCUCCUCCUGAUACCAGUACUCCUAACUGUCAUUUUGAAAUGCAUUGAACGGAAGCAUCCUGCUGGGUAUGAGGCAAUGGAAUGUGAAAUUUACCAACAACCACCAAGUGAAGAACUGCCUGCUAUAAACAACCAAUCAGAAACAGACAGACUAGCUGAUGAACCAAUCAGUUUUAUUGAACUAAGCAAUAGUGUUCAGAUAUAAACCAUUUUAGUUUGUUUAUUAUAAAUGUGAUGUUACUGCCCACACUUGUCAUAAUAUUCUUAAGAAUUUGUGAGCAUAAUAAAAAAAAAAGUAUUGGUCCACUGGAAUCAAUGUUUUGAAAUUCAAUGUCAUAUUUCACUAGUUGAUUGCAAAUGAGACAAAAACAGAAAAUAUUAGUGAUCUACAAGAAGUUUACCAAUUUUAAUAAUAUAGAUUCCUUUUUAAAAAAAAUACUUUUUUGAUGUUUUAUAACUUUUCUGCAAGUGACUUGAAACUUUUCCAUCAUUUAUAUAUUUUCAUGAUUAGAUGUUUUUACUAACAAAGUUUUAACAAAGCAAUUCUUGUUGUCUUAGUUAAUCUCAAAGACAUGUUUGUAAUAUUGUUAUAAAACAGAUCUAAAAUGUGUAUUUGUCACAAAACAGUUUUUGUUGAACAACUUAUCAAUAAUAAUUAUAUAAAAAAUUAAUCCAUCCUUGGUGAAGAUAAUGUGAUCAUGUUCAUUGUAUUGUGUCUGAUAUCUUCUUUUUUAUGUCCACAGAAUAUCUCCACAGAUUUAAUUUGUAAAACAUAUUUUGUUCUUGGUCACAGUGUAUUUAGCUUUAUUAAGAAUACUUUGAUGUAUUUACCAGCUCAAAUGUGUUUGGACUCUUAUUAAUAAUAGUUAGAUAUACUGAUAUCCAAAAGAAACUAUACCAAUACUCUUAGAGACUAUUGAAAAAAUCCAAAAUAAUUUGCAUGUUUAAAACGUAUAUAUUCAUAGAGUGGUUUUUAUUUGCAUUUUAGGAAUAAAUUUUUUUUCCAUAAAAGCAGAAAGAUAUUUAACCACCAUUUAUUUGCGUUAUCCAAAUUAUAAAGGAAAUUAAAUAAAUUUUUCAAAGUAUAGUUUCUUUGGGACGUCGGUAUAGUUUAAAAGUAACACUAUAGUUUUCACAUGAAGGAUACAAAUUUUACUAUAGUCCAUCCCAUCCUCCUACAAAAAUGUUUUUUUGUAAAUAAUUUCAGUUUGGUUUGAUGUAAGACAAAAAGUAAAAGUGUUUUGGGAAAGAAAACAAUGUGUGUGCAAUUUGGAAAACAUCGCUCAGAAAUACAUAACUUAUAGUAAAGUCCAUAGUAUGAAAAAAGGUGUUCCACGUGGGAAGGAUUAUAGUUAUAAUUAUUAAUUGUUUAAAAGUAACUGUUUAUAGCUAACAUGUAUAUUUAAUCAAUAAAAUUUAGACCUUCAUCAAUUAAGUAUGAUGCAGUGAAUACCAUCUAGUUCAUAUAUGAAUAUUAAUUAGUAUUCUUUUCAUAUUGUUAGACACAUUUUUAGAUGUUACCUGUUACAUUUAUUGCUCACUCGGUUAGGACAAGAGGCAAUAUAAGUGAUAGUUUUUUCACUUUUACCUGUGAUAUUAACAAAUUGCACUCAGUUGACUACAUUGUGUGGUACAGUCGAUCAUAUAUUUUAAAGGCAUAAUUGUAUUUAUGGUACUUGAGAUAUUUGAAAGUACAUGUAUUUUUACCGAAAGAAAAAUGAGUGUGUGCAUGUGAGAGAGUGAUGAAGGCGUGAGAGUGAUGAAGGCAUGUGAGAGUGUGGUGAAGGAAAAAAUUAACUGACAACGGUUGCAGUGGGGUGUAGCUCAGUGAUUGAAUUUGUGACAGAUUCCUUCUUGGAGAACUCAUAUCACUGGGUUAUUUCUCCAUUUCAACUGGUGCUCCACAACUGGUAUAUCAAAGAAUGUAGUAUGUGCUAUCCUGUUGGAUUGUAGUGCUGUAUGCUGCUAAUUAAAAGUUCAGCAGAAGUCUUCUUAAGUCCUGUGUCAUUUACUAUAUGAAAUAUUGUUAAAUGAAUUUUUCUUUCCUUUAUUGAUUGUUUAGAAAAUAUAAGCCAAAUUGUUUUAAACUUUUGUAAUUUUAUUAAACAUAAUUUAUUUGAUGUUUGGCACAGUAAUGUAUGUCAUCUUUAAAGGUAAGAUGUAACCAUAACAUGUAUACAUUUGCAGAAGACGUUUGUUUUAUUUAACAAUACUACUAGAGCACAUUGAUUAAUUCAUCAUUGGCUAUUGGAUGUCAAACAUAUGAUAUGGUAAUUUGACUCAUCAUCA